Bursaphelenchus okinawaensis is the source of this 1483-nucleotide messenger RNA. The record is from the annotation of a GenBank genome assembly. NCBI's taxonomy places the organism in Eukaryota, Metazoa, Nematoda, Chromadorea, Rhabditida, Aphelenchoididae.
AUGAACUGUUGUUUGUUUUUCUUUUUGUCUCCGUUUCUCUUUAUCCAAAUUGCUAGUAUCAAAUGUACAGAUGGACUUCACAAUGUCAUCAGUUUGCACACUUUGCCUACAGGUAACACCCUUUAACAUGAAUAUAAGAAAUGGCUUUAAAUUACACUAAAAAAUAAUUUUUAAUCUUUGCUUGAAGUUUCGAAAUUAUAAAAUGUCAUUAUAAAUUUAAAACACAAUUUUUAUAAGAGUCGAGCCCCCCCCUGUCGACACCAAAAUUUUUUUUGCUUCGAUUUGGCUCAAACUUGCACCAAUGUGUACUAAGGGACUCAUAAACACUUUAAACCCAAAAUUUUUUUCCAAAGUUACAGUAGUCAGGUAUACUGUAACUGGUCUAUGAUUUCUAUAUCUCAAGAACUAAUGGUGCUAGAAACGUAAACUGUUUUUUAAAAUGUAGAGCAUAUAAUAUGAUGUUACGUUGCAGUUUACACCAAGUUCCUAGGUAGUGUGCAAAUAUUUUUAAAAAUUAAAUUUUUGGUGACAAUUACAGUAAUCCAAAAAUAUUUCGAAAUAAAAGCACUCAUUACGCACUGUUUUAUUUGGGAUUAUUAAACUACAUUUUCUUGCGGUUCGAACGCACCUACAAACAUGGAAAAAACUGUGUAUACGUGGUGCAAAAGUGCAUUUGAAGUUUGCAUACCCAAAAAAUUUUUUUUUCAAAAUUUUUUUAUACUUGUACCUUAGUACACAUUGGUGCACUUAAUAACGUGUUAGUUAAAGCGUAGUCAUGUUUAAGAACCUUUUUAGGUUGCUAGUAAUGUUAUUCGACAUUCUCAUUGGUAUUAAAAUGCGAUUUCUGUGACCGUGAAGCAAGGUGUGCACUAGAAAUUUACCCCAUAUUUUUAUUAGAUAAAUCGAUAAGAUAGGUUGUUCUAAAACAGAUGUUAAAGCGCUUUUGGCCAAAAUCCCGUUUUGGCACUUUUGUUUCAUUUUUUGUCAAAGUAAAUUAAAAAUUUUUUAAACCAUUAUUUCUUGAGAUAUAGAAAUCAUAGGCCAGUUACAGUAUACCUGACUACUGUAACUUUGAUUAAAAACUUUGAAUUUAAAGUGUUUAUGAGUACCUUAGUACACAUUGGUGCAAGUUUGAGCCAAAUCGAAGCAAAAAAAAAUUGGUGUCGACAGGGGGUCUAGCCACUGCUCGAGUCUUACAAAAAAUGUGUUUUAAGCGGAUUCUGUUAUCCAAGUGAACGAUCUCAAAGUGGCAACUUAUGACAAGAUGAGAAUCCCAAGUUGUAAAAACGGCAAGCCUGAGCUUUCCUUUCCUGGCUUUUUGAAGAUAAUUGACGGAGAGAUUACGGUAAAAGAUGACAUUACUAUUGACUUCCCUAUAUUGUCAUUGUCGGCCGAACAUAACUCUUUCUUUAUUGGGGAAGUCUGUAAAGAUGGUAAAAGUGAGAACCCUUUCGUUGACGAUGAAUAUUGGUAUGUAGUUUAA